This is a messenger RNA of Salvelinus sp. IW2-2015, 941 nucleotides long. The record is from RefSeq and is a predicted model, not a curated record. Lineage: Eukaryota; Metazoa; Chordata; Actinopteri; Salmoniformes; Salmonidae.
AUGGACGAUCUUGAAAUUCUCUUCGAUGGUCUGAAAGGAGAGAAUUUGAGUAAGAAGGCAAAGGAGAAAAGGGAAGCCUUUAUCAAGCGGAUCAAAGAGGUCAAAUCUGGAUACCCUCAAGAGUUCAACGAGAAACGAGAUGCAGAGGACUCGGAAGAGGAUGAAGUGGAGGACAGCAACAAUGAUGGAGGGUCACUGCAUUCAGAACGCACAGAUAAGGAGGAUGAGACCUGUGAAGGUACGUCACAAACACUUGCCGUGGCGGCUCAGGACCUCCAGUCUGUCUUCAAGGCCGGACACCUGGAGAAACGCAGGAAGGAUCACAGCUUCUUUGGCACAGAGUGGCAAAGAGAUGUGAUAAAGGUAUUCAACCAGACAUUCUACUACUACGGCAGUGAGAAAGACAAGCAGCAGAAGGGCGAGUUUGCAAUUGAUGGCUACAGUGUCAAGAUGAAUAACACCCUGCGAAAAGAUUCCAGAAAAGAUUGCUGCUUUGAAAUUUCUUCCUCUGACAAGCGAGUAUAUCAGUUCUGUGCGUCAUCUCAGAAAGAGGCAGAGGAAUGGGUGGAGCAGAUAGAUUUUGUGUUGAGAGACAUGUCAGGGGUCAUUCCGUUGGACGAGGAGGAUCAAGAGACGUACGAUGACAUUGGCGCUGUCGAGGUGGCGCCUAUUGACGAUGACAUCUACGAAGAACUCCCAGACAUUUCCACUCCUCCCUUGCCCACACCUCCAAAGCCCAAGGUGGAACCACCACAGCCAAGCCACACAGCAAAACCCACCCCACCCACUAAAGCUACAGUGAAUAAGAUCACAGACUACCAGAACUACUAUCAGGGGAUAUGGGACUGUACAGGAGAUCAACCAGAUGAACUGUCCUUCAGACGGGGAGACGCCAUCUACAUCCUCAGCAGGUAGGUCUGGAGGAACCAACCCUCCUCAUC